Messenger RNA from Seminavis robusta, 786 nucleotides. The record is from the annotation of a GenBank genome assembly. NCBI's taxonomy places the organism in Eukaryota, Bacillariophyta, Bacillariophyceae, Naviculales, Naviculaceae.
AUGCCAUUCCACAAGGAGUAUGCUGAUGGAUCUCCAAGACCUCUCUGUCGAGGGUGGCUGCAUGGAAUGGGGGCUCUGACAACUCUCCCAGCUGUCUACAGAUACUGGGAUGACAUCCCCACAACUGCUAUACCUGUCAUCAUUGCCAUCUGCUGCUUGUUUGUGUUCUCGAGCUUGAUACAUUUGGUCCCUUAUCAAUCCAAGACCUUGGAAGAAGCCAUGACUCGAAUGGACAAGUCUUGUAUACUGGCUCUCUGUGUUACUUCCUUCAUGACACCCCAGCUACUGGAGAGUGAGGCUUGCAAGCCUGACUUCCAGUACUCGUUGGUAACAGUGGCAAUCCCUGGGGCAUUGGCAUUCAUUGGAAUCCUUUGUGGCCUUGGUCCAAUCACCUUUGCCAGUUUCAUAUUUCCUGUUGCCUCCAACCUAUGGUUCUAUGGAGUGCAUGUGGAAGACUCUGAGGUCUUCUACUGGGUGGCAGGAAGCGCUGUUCUUUAUGCAUUGGGAUUUUCGCUUUAUGCAAGCCAAGCAGGGGGGCACCAUCCCUUCUGGGGAUACCAUGAAUGGUUCCAUUUGUUGGUCACCAUUGCAAUUGGAUUCAAUGCUAGAGGGAUCUUUACAUUGAGUUCCUACACGGAUGAAAUCUGCAGCGCAGCAGGAAGCGCAGUCGCUGAAGCUUUGAUGUCUUCCCACGCUGAUGAAAUCAGGAUUGCAGGAAGCACGAUCGCUGAAUCCGUGGUGCGGUCGGGUCUGUUUGAUGAUCUGUCUUGGUUGGUUAUUCAAUGA